Sorex fumeus (smoky shrew) is the source of this 1791-nucleotide messenger RNA. RefSeq names its product TDP-glucose 4,6-dehydratase (gene TGDS). The record is from RefSeq and is a predicted model, not a curated record. The coding region runs from base 130 to 1182 and encodes 350 amino acids. The transcript is spliced from 12 exons. Gene Ontology annotation, biological process: nucleotide-sugar metabolic process. Gene Ontology annotation, molecular function: dTDP-glucose 4,6-dehydratase activity. Lineage: Eukaryota; Metazoa; Chordata; Mammalia; Eulipotyphla; Soricidae.
CCCAGUGCCGGAAGCUGCCCCCGACAGUCCCUUUAACGUGUCGGGGGCGUAGCAAAAAAGUCGCUGUGGGAGUUGCCUCCGAGUUACCGCCUCGGCGCUUUACGACACCGGGUACUGCAGAGCUGGGAGAUGUCGGCUGCGGACCAGGCAGAGACCCCGCAUCCUUCUAACUGCUUUGCCAAACGGGUCCUGGUCACCGGGGGUGCUGGUUUCAUUGCAUCACAUGUGAUUGUCUCUUUAGUGGAAAAUUAUCCCAAUUAUAUGAUCAUAAAUCUAGACAAGUUGGACUACUGUGCAAGCUUGAAGAAUCUCGAGACCAUUUCUACCCAACGAAACUACAAAUUUAUACAGGGUGACAUAUGUGAUUCUCACUUUGUGAAACAGCUUUUUAAAACAGAGAAGAUAGAUAUAGUGCUGCAUUUUGCUGCACAAACACAUGUAGAUCUCUCGUUUGUCCGCGCCUAUGAGUUUACCUACGUGAACGUGCACGGCACUCACGUUUUGGUCAGUGCCGCACACGAAGCCAACGUGGAGAAGUUUAUUUACGUCAGCACAGAUGAAGUCUACGGUGGCAGCCUGGAUCAGGAGUUUGAUGAGUCUUCACCCAAGCAACCCACGAACCCUUACGCAUCGUCGAAGGCAGCCGCUGAAGGAUUCGUACAGUCCUACUGGGAGCGCUACAAGUUUCCAGCUGUCAUUACAAGGAGCAGUAAUGUGUAUGGACCUCAUCAGUAUCCAGAGAAGGUCAUUCCGAAGUUUAUAUCUUUACUGCAACACAACAGGAAAUGCUGCAUUCAUGGAUCUGGGCUUCAAACAAGGAAUUUCCUCUAUGCUGCUGAUGUUGUAGAAGCAUUUCUCACUGUCCUUAAAAAGGGGAAACCAGGUGAAAUUUAUAACAUUGGAACCAAUUUUGAAAUGUCAGUUAUCCAACUUGCCAAAGAAUUAAUACACCUGAUCAAAGAGACCAGUUCAGAGUCUGAAAUGGAGAGCUGGGUUGAUUAUGUUAAUGACAGGCCUACCAACGACAUGCGAUACCCAAUGAAGUCGGAAAAGAUACAGGGCCUGGGAUGGAGACCGAAAGUCCCGUGGAGAGAAGGAAUAAAGAGAACAAUUGAAUGGUACAGAGAGAAUUUUCACAACUGGAAGAAUGCAGAGAAAGCAUUAGAAGCCUUCCCAGUAUAAGCACCAUUUGUCUAGUUUUCUUAGAGCGAAGUUAAGCAUCCUACCUCGACAAGUGAUAUGAGACCAAGUGACCAUAUGAAAUUAUGUGACCAUAUGAUAUGAAAUCAAGUGACCAGGUGACUUGGUUCAUUUGGCAUUAGCAUCGGGAUAUUUAUGUGUGUGCGUGUAAUAUUUAAGUGCAACAUGCCUGGACUUGCAAACCCAGGGCAUGUGCCAUAGGAUUUAUGUACUAAAAAGAUGCCAGAAACCUUUUCUCCUGAAGACAAGGAGCUAGUGGGCAUGGGAAAUGGCUCCAGAGGGGUGGGCCAGGGCUGAGGGCAUCAGGAGAGGGUGACCGAGGGCAGAUGAUGCCCUGCUGGCCUUGAACUCAUGAGCGUCUCAAAGGCCCACUGCCGAGAAAGUCUGUGCGGGCAGCAUCCCGUGAGACUUAUGCCUUAAUCCUUUCUCAGAGUCCAACCAUUGUACUUUCAAUUGCUUUCAAAAUGGAACACAAUGGAGACAUUAUCUAGCACUUUUUAAACAUUUAAUCAUUUUGUAAAAUUGAUUAACUUAAAUGUUAUUUUAGAAGGAAGAAAGAGGUCAUUUUUAUAUUGUCAGAAUCAAUCUCUG